AGGCCAAUCUAUGCUUUAUGGCAAACGAAAAUGAGGCUGCUAUUCGCCCACCCACUUUUGUUUUCUUUGUCAAUGACGCAAAGCUUUUCCCUGAGACGUAUCGACGCUACAUGAAAAAACAGCUACGGUCUGAUGCAGGUUUUCCAGGUACACCUAUGCGUCUUCUAUGGCGUAGCAGAAGAAGAGCAGAUAAUGAAGGUAAGACUGCAGGCGUCAAUGUGCAAGCUCCAGGAAGUGGUGGUAAAUUGGCUUUGCCCACUUGAUUUGACAGUACGUCUUCCAGUGUUAAUUCCUGUUGGAGUGCUGUGGGCAGAGCUUGGAAACAAUAUUAGGGUGCCCUAUUAACUCUCUGUUAUCACAGAAUUUUGUAUAUGAUAAUAGUUCCUGUAACUGAAGAAAAUAAUUUCAAUAAAACUUCUUUCCCCCACUUUCUAUGACAUUGUAAGAUGGAUUAUUUUGGGCCUUAA
Phoenix dactylifera (date palm) is the source of this 467-nucleotide messenger RNA. The record is from RefSeq and is a predicted model, not a curated record. Lineage: Eukaryota; Viridiplantae; Streptophyta; Magnoliopsida; Arecales; Arecaceae.